Cololabis saira (Pacific saury) is the source of this 2260-nucleotide messenger RNA. It is a transcript of the gene ndrg3a, whose product is annotated as ndrg family member 3a. The record is from RefSeq and is a predicted model, not a curated record. The coding region runs from base 336 to 1451 and encodes 371 amino acids. NCBI's taxonomy places the organism in Eukaryota, Metazoa, Chordata, Actinopteri, Beloniformes, Belonidae. Gene Ontology annotation, cellular component: cytoplasm. The transcript has 15 exons. Gene Ontology annotation, biological process: signal transduction.
ACUCUCUCCUUCCUCUGUCUCCUUUCCUGCUCUCUUCCCCACCCUUCUCUCUCUCUCUCUUUCUCUCUCUCUCUCUGCAUCUCCUCCACCCUCCCAUCCUCCUCCUCUCCAUUCAAGUUAUUCACCCGUCUCCUCCUCGUUCGCUGUGCUUCUCCGUCUCUCCUCUGUUUCUUCCUUUUCUUCCUCCCUUGUUGCUGCUGGAGCUGCCUCACCCCACAUCCCUCCCUUCCAACCAAAGCUCAGUCCUCCUCUUUCCUCCUCCCCCUCUUUCUAAGAGGUCUCCAAAAGCUCCCGAGCACAUAGCACAACACACUCCUCUGCCGUGUGGGUGAAACAUGUCAGCUGUCCUGGACCUGGACCAGAUUGCAUGCCCUGGAAAUGGAACGGAGCACGACAUCGAGACUCCGCAUGGCGUCCUCCAUGUGACGAUGAGAGGCGUUCCCAAGGGCAACAGACCCGUCAUCCUCACCUACCACGACGUCGGCCUCAACCACAAGUCCUGCUUCAACACUCUGUUCAACUAUGAAGACAUGCAGGAGAUCACCCAGCACUUCGCCGUGGUUCACGUGGACGCCCCCGGCCAGCAGGAGGGCGCGCCCCCCUUCCCCACCGGGUACGUGUACCCGACCAUGGACGAGCUGGCGGAGAUGGUGCCCUCCGUCAUGACUCAGCUGAAGGUCAACAGCGUGAUUGGCAUCGGCGUGGGGGCGGGAGCAUACAUUCUCUCCCGUUUUGCACUGAACAACCCAACACUGGUGGAGGGUCUGGUCCUGAUCAACGUGGACCCGUGUGCCGAGGGCUGGAUCGACUGGGCCGCUUCUAAGCUGUCUGGAUGGACCAGCAACCUGGUGGACAUCAUCAUGGCUCAUCACUUCAGCACCGAUGAGCUGACGGAGAACCAGGAGCUGAUCCAGACCUACCGCCUCCACAUCGCACAAGACAUCAACCAGGACAACCUGGCCCUCUUCUACGGCUCCUACCAAUAUCGUCAGGACCUGGGCAUUGAGAGGCCCGUCGUGGGCCUGAACGAGGACACGGUCAACACUCUCACGUGCCCUGCCCUGCUGGUGGUCGGAGACACCUCCCCUGCUGUGGAGGCCGUGGUGGAGUGCAAUUCCAGGUUAAAUCCCACCAAGACUACGUUGCUAAAGAUGGCUGACUGUGGAGGUUUACCAGAGGUCGUGCAGCCGGGGAAGCUCGCCGAGGCGUUCAAGUAUUUUGUUCAGGGCAUGGGCUACAUCCCCUACGUACUUCUCAGUCACCUGAGCACCGAAUCAGUGCCGUCAGCAGGGAUGACCCGCCUGGCCCGCUCACGCACCGCCUCCUCUUCCAGCAUCACCUCCAUGGACAGCAGUCGCAGUCGCACCAACCUCAACAGCCUGCUGGAGGGCGGGGCCGGCGGGGCCCUGGACGCCCCGGCGGGGCCCCAGACCAUGGAGGUGUCCUGCUAGGCUGCACCGGCCCUGCACCCCCUCACAGUAACUUAUGCCCCUCUUCCUCUCUCGUCUCUCAUCUUCCUCCUACGAGACUUAACACUGAGGGACGUAUGUGAUUAGAACGAAGGAUCUAAUGAAUAUAUUAACAGAUGCAUAUUAUAAGAUAUAUUAAAUAUACUGUCAAAGCAUAACUAUUCAGAUGUGUUGUAUAUGCAAAUGGUUACACUGUUUAAUUGACCACUUAACUCGGCUGUCUAACCUUGUAUUUAUUUUUUUUUGUCUUUGUUUUAAACCUUUUCACACUAGAAAUACUGUAGAAAUCUUCCAUGUAUUAAAAAAAUCCUUUUUUUUAACUCAACAUGUGGGCUUGACACCGAGUGUGAAUCAUUGCAGCUUUUUCCAUUUUCACUUUCACACAACCUUUUGCAUUUUAGUCACAAAGUGCAGAGAGGGAUCUCUCCGUGUGUAGCUCUGCAGCCGUCGUCGUGUACAAUUCGGAUUGUUAGGUGAAGCCGAGCAAAACGUAGAACAAAGCACCUCUCCGUGAAGAGCACCGAGUGAAACCCUGUAGGGCUGCUCGUCCACGUUUUACAUUCAAAUACCUUUUUGUUUGCUUUGUAUUUUUACGUUCCCCCCCCCCGUACUGUGUGUGUGUGUGUACGCGUCCAGCUGAAUAAAACAUUCGGUGAUAUUUUAACAACCUUUAACAAGUGGGCUCUGAUGUGAAAGUGAUCAGAGCCCGUCACCGGGGGCCCCGUGGUGCUUCUCACCCUCUGCUGAGUCAGCUCAUUUAUAUUACGAUCAAAUAAAGCUCCAAAACAACA